Molecule: messenger RNA, 809 nt
Organism: Penaeus monodon (black tiger shrimp)
Lineage: Eukaryota; Metazoa; Arthropoda; Malacostraca; Decapoda; Penaeidae
Exons: 5
Coding region: 129-794 (221 amino acids)
Molecular function (GO): protein binding
Source: RefSeq, a predicted model, not a curated record
GACACAUGCAGUUUUUUUAAUCCUCAGAGCCCAUAGUACCUACGCAAUCUUCCCUUCUACGUGUUAAUGUUACUUCGAUAAGUCUCAACUUGGCAGCGUGGCUGGACGGAGGGUGCCCCAUCACCUCAAUGGUGGUCGAAUAUAAGGAGCGAGGUGUGGCUUCCUGGACUCUUGUAUCCAAUCAUGUUCGAUGGGAUAACGAAACGGAAUAUGUGGUAUUAGACUUGAAUCCUGCUCACCGUUAUACCCUAAGAGUGACUGCACAUAAUUCGGCCGGUUCGUCAGUAGCUACGUAUCCUUUUACAACACUUACGCCCCUUGGAGCAACUUUAUCUCCGGAAGUAAUUGUCCACGGCGCCGUUGGUACAGCCCCUUGGUAUCUGGAUUCCCAUAUCCUGAUGGCUGUCGUCGUUGCUUGCAUCCUAGUUGUCCUCGCUGCUUGUAUUGCAAUAGCUUAUACUUGCAGGCGUACUAGGACCCAUACGCAAAUUUAUAAAGAGGUUAGUCAUGUCCACAAUGAUUUGACACCUGAUGCUGGUCUGACGUCGGAUACAAUGACCAGAGUUCACAGUCUAGAAAUCCUUGAGGCUUAUACACCCUCAACACUGCCUUUGGGAGCGUAUGACGAGAUAUCUCCCUACGCGACCUUCAGGAUGCCUGGCGAUAAUAAAACACCUCCGCCUCCACCUCUACCAUCGGUCAGUGAAUCUCAGUCUGUGGUGAGUGCUGUGGAGACGAACUACAGUCGAGUGAAAAGAAAAUGUCCCAUGCCCCCAGAAGGAGGUGAGAUUUAGUUUUUUUUCUUCUUU